CCAACGCAAACAACAGCAACAACAACAACAACAACAACAACAUCUUCCCCUUGCUCAUUCAUACAUACAAUACAUACACACAGACCUAGAUAAACACAGACCUGUCACAUUACGACUGUUUGGGACCGUUUGAUCGCUCAGCGGGAGUGGCUCAUCCCACCCAAUCGCAUUGCCGCCGUCUCACACCCAUUCCGACCCGCAUCUAUUAACCAGCGAUUCGAUUGCAUGCCCCAGUGAACAGAGGCCAGUCGGUGAGUGAGGGCGAGGGCGGGGAUACGCGAGUAGAAUCAUGCCGCCCAAAGCGGCUCGCCCCGCGGCUUCGGGUCCAACCGCCUGGACGGGCCCGGCCACCGCCUCGGCGACCGGCGCCAGUCCCGAGGAUGAGGACGAGGAAGAGGGCAGUUCGUCGGGUUCGGGUUCCGGCUCGGGCUCGGACUCGGGCUCGGGUUCGGGCGACUCGUCCGACUCCGACAACGACCAGGAUGAUGACGACUCGGGCUCGUCGAGUUCGUCCAGUGGAUCCAGUUCUUCCGACUCGGAUUCCUCGGCCACCUCACAACGUUCGACAACCCGGUCCAUCGCCGCAGCCACGGCCGCGGAGCCCGCCGGGCCAAAAGCGCCGGCCAAAGCGGGGACGAGCCUGGCCGGUCACCGGAAAGUGGCGCCCAAAAAGUCGGCCACUGCUAAACCCAUCGCCCAAGCCACGGCCCUGACCAAGUCCAAUUUGAGCGAGUCCAACAGCGAAGACUCGGACUUUGGCGAGUUCUCGCUCACCAAAUUCACGUCCAAGGCCAAGGCCGCCAAAAACUCGGCUUUGUCGGCCAGUCUCCCCAGUACGGCCUCCAGUUCGGCUAGCAAUACGCCCAAACCCAAUGCCACCCCUCAGACUACCGGUCGCCCCGGAUUGGCCCCGGCUGGGGCCAGUCCGGCCGGUCCGCCCACCACACAGAGUAGUGGUCGGACGGCCAGUGGUCGAACGGUCCGGAGUCCAGGCUCGCAGGCCACCCCCUCGGCCGCCCCCGGGCCCAUCACCAGUAUGUCGCACUAUGGCAGCAUCUUCAACACUACCUCGGAAGACAGUGACGUGGAUGGCGGUCGGCCCACCCCGGCCACCGGAUCGUCUCAGACCGCCGGGGCCCACACGCCCACAGCCAAGAAGGCCAGUCCGCCGAAAAAGGCCCAUGGCAAAAACAAUACGCUCAAGGUGCGGGUCAACUCCAAGAAACUCAAGGCCCAAGAGCCGCCCAGUAAGGCCUCGCGGCCUGCCAGCCACGCCAAAGCCGCGCCCAAGACCACUCCCAAAUCGGUGGGCGCCAAAGCGGGCGGUAAGGCCCCGCCCAAGACCAAGACGCCCCUGUCCAAGCGUAGUGUGAGCGUGUCCAGUGUCUCCAGUAGUUCGAGUCUGNCCGCCAGUGCCGCCAGUGCCGCCAAUGGGCUGAAAAAGAAAGGUCGCGGGGCAUUGAGUGGGACCAGUCACAGCCAGGGCGGGGCCGGGGCGUCCGCUGGCCUUAAGAAAGGCGUCAAGCCCACGGUCAAGGCCAAGAAGCCGUCGGUGGCCUUGAGCACGGACGAGAGUGAUGUGGGCGAUCGUCAUGCCACGGCCCGACCGACUACCCGACAAACGCGAGGUGCCGCACCGAGACGCAGCAAGCACAUUACGGGCCGCGGGGAAAUCGAUUCCGAAUCAGAAGUGGACCAAACCGGGAAUAGCUCAUCUGUGGGUGGUGGCGGGGGAGGAGGAGGCGGGGGAGGAGGAGGCGCCUCGGGGGCGAGUGGCCGAUUUUCGCCCAAGAAAAAGACCAACUACGCCCACGGCAACUCAUCCUUGAAUCAGCGGGCCCCGCUGUCAGGCGUGCCGCUCCUCCCACCCGUGAGACGAGAUCUCGACGGAUUGCCGCCCAUCGAAACCCGGAAAUGUCCAAUUCCCGGCUGCGACUCUUCCGGACAUUUAGGCGGAAAACUGGAUCGCCAUUUCUUGGCCGAGGCCUGCCCAGUCUAUCACAACACCACACGCAAGGCCUGUCGAGAUAUGCGGUCCGAGUUGAAUAAACGGGCUCAGGUUCGGAAGAAGGCUUUGGUGGCGCUGUCCACGAAAUCCCCUCUCCAAUCCCCGACCUCUGAGCAAAAGAAGCACUUCAAACUGAUCAAGGAGGAGCGGUCCGAUUUUUCCGAGAGCGACGUCCCGUUCUCAAUGGAAGAACCUCCCGAGGAGCGCGAGCCGGAUUUGAAGCCGUAUGCCUCGGACUGGGACAUGAAGUUGUUCCGUGAGGCUCAAGGCUUGGCCAGUGAGGACCUCGAGAAUAGUCUGAAGGGUUUGCCCGACGCCAAGACCACCAAGUACCUGGAGAUGGGCAAAAAUGAAAUGGAGGUCUGGUACCAGAGUCCCUAUCCUGAGGAGUUCACCACUUUGCCGAAGAUCUACUUGUGCGAGUUCUGCCUGAAGUACAUGAAGAGUGCGAGCGUGCUGCGGCGCCACGCGGCCAAAUGCGUGUGGAAGCACCCGCCCGGCGACGAGAUCUACCGCAAGGACAAGCUCUCCGUGUUCGAGAUCUGCGGCAAGCGCCACAAGCAGUACUGCCAGAACCUGUGUCUCCUGGCCAAAUUCUUCCUGGACCACAAGACACUCUACUUCGACGUCGAGCCCUUCCUGUUCUACGUGAUGACCACGGCCGACUCCGAGGGCUGCCACAUCGUGGGCUACUUCAGCAAGGAGAAGAACUCAUUCCUCAACUACAACGUGUCCUGCAUCCUCACGCUCCCGCCCUAUCAGCGCCAGGGCUUUGGCCGCCUCCUCAUCGACUUCUCGUACUUGCUCUCGCGGGUCGAGGGCAAGAUCGGAUCACCCGAGAAGCCGCUCUCUGACUUGGGUCUGAUCACGUAUCGGGCUUACUGGAAAGAUGUGCUGCUCGAGUACAUCUGCAACUUCCCGGAGCGCGAGACCUCGAUCAAGAGCUUCAGCGAGGAGAUGGGCAUCAACUCGUGCGAUAUUGUAUCCACCUUGCAGUACUUGGGCAUGAUCAAGUACUGGAAGGGGCAGCAUGUGAUAUUGAAGAAGGAGGAUCUCAUCGACACGUACAUGGCCAAAGUGCGGAAUCGUCCCAAGGGACGACAAAUCUACGCCAACGCUCUCAAAUGGAAGCCCUAUGAGCCUAGCUCCAAAGAGAAGCGACACGCUGAGCUCAUCAAAAAAAGCCAAGAGGAGCGACAGAAAAAGCGUUAACCACAAUGACGUAGUAUUGCUCAAACGAAACUCCCAGCCGCACCAUCCGAAGGAAAAGUCAGUGGUUGGCCCAGCCAAUCUAUUUAUGGACUUGCCCACGGGUGGAUCAGACAGUAUUAGAUAGACCUCGCGGUCAGUUCUUGCUCAUCCCUUUUUGAUCGUAGCUUGUACGAUUCAAGAUGUACAUCCACGCACAUAUACAUACAGUGUAUGCCGGCUUGGAUAGAAGAGGAUAGAUAGAUCUUGCCCCUUCCAUAAUCAUCGUGCGAUCACGAAGAAUGAUGUGAAAUAACAUGUUGGUUUCGUGUCGAGUCGAAAAAAACUUCAGAUUUUAUUGGUAACAUCCACAUGGAUCGGCGGGGGAUGCACUCCAUGUCGUCGGUCAUCAUCGAUAUUACUGUUAUUCUGAUAAUUUAUCAAAAUGGUUCUGCGUCCACUGUCAACAAUAGAUACUUGUGUUCCUGUCUCCCGCUCAACUACGAGUAAAAUGAGUUUAUUAUGUUAUUGUUUUGGA
Messenger RNA from Tigriopus californicus, 3734 nucleotides. It is a transcript of the gene chm, whose product is annotated as histone acetyltransferase KAT6B-like. Gene Ontology annotation, molecular function: histone acetyltransferase activity; zinc ion binding. The transcript has 8 exons. The coding region runs from base 290 to 3220 and encodes 976 amino acids. Gene Ontology annotation, cellular component: nucleus. The record is from RefSeq and is a predicted model, not a curated record. Gene Ontology annotation, biological process: regulation of DNA-templated transcription. NCBI's taxonomy places the organism in Eukaryota, Metazoa, Arthropoda, Copepoda, Harpacticoida, Harpacticidae.